ACGCCCAUACGGUUCCUACUCCGAUGACACCCCCCACCUGUAAGGAGGCCUGGCCUCGGCUCGUUCGUCGUCAAGCUAUCCGCGUCUCGCUCCCUUUCCGCCGCCGCCCGCCGGACCGGAGCACGCCCGCCACCCGAGCGGAACCCUCUCUCGUCGCCGCCGCCGGCACCCUCGCCGCUACCCCCCCCAUAGCUAUCUAAUCGGCGCGGAGCCCUGCAAUUAAUUGGUUUUCUUCUGGUGGUGAGGAACCCUAUAGCUUGCUUGCAAUUUCCACUCGUUUACCCACAAACCUCUCGUGGGUUCAAAUUCGACUGAUCCCUACGCUCCACGGUAGCUGUGCCCCUGUUUCGAGGUGCAGUGGAGGCGGGAGGACCGAGUCAUGGGGGCCUCUGCCCAGGAAUCGGGUCUGUGGAAGCAAAUCGACGACGCAGAGGACUAUCUACUCAGCGGAUUGUUUGAGCAGGCAGUAUCGGCAGUUUUAUCUGCGUCCGAUCAAAUACGCACAGUUUCUUUGGAGACUGAAUGCGACCGUGACGAACUCUUAGAUAUUCUUGAAUCAGCUGGAAUGGUCCUUGUCCAGGCACUUAAAGAACUCAGGAGGACAUCUGAGAUGUUUGUUCAGCUUAAGACGAUGUUUGGUUCGGUGGCAUCGGUACCUGCCAAAGUUUUCCUUACCGGAGCUACCAUGCAAAUGGCAGCAGGAUCUGGAUCAGAGCUUAGAGCAAUCUUUGAGGAGUACCUUGCUAAAUGGAGAUAUACAAAUGAUGAAGUUUAUGUUUUGAAUGGAGGACAAGAAAUCUCUUUAAAUGGUUUUGUUGUUACACCUGUUAUGUCAACCAAGCAGUAUCUUGAAGUGGCAGAAUUGUAUACAGUAACAUUCCUUUGCAUUGUCUCCCAAGAGAGUGAAACUGCUAUCUCAUGGGCGGAAAAAGCAGAGCUGACUGAGCAAGGCCGUCAGGACCUACUAAAAAAGCUUUAUGCACUGCGAUCAGCUGCAAAUAAGAAACCAUCCACAGUUGAAGGGGUAAAACAAACAGCAGAAAAAAACCUUUCCACUUCUACAAAUGACUCAGCACCAUCGCUACAUGAGGAUGCUCCAAGCACAGCUCCUCUGCACGACAGCCUCAAAAAGGUCCAAGUAAAGUCCACUCAAUCUUCUACCCAACACUUCACAAAUCAAUUUGAUCCCUUGUUUUGGUGGUUUCAUUCGGUUCGCUUGAAGUUUGGUAAAAUACAUAUUGUUCUACCAAGCGGCAAGUUAAUGCUUCUGUUCUCACUGCUGUUCUCGACAAUCUAUGUGCUCCGGAGGAAAACUGCUGGCUUGAAGAGGACUGUGUUCCAGCAUGCAUCAUCUCUGCGACGAGCAUUCUUUGAUGCACUGCAACUUGCGUUCUCUGUCCAGCUGAACCCUCUGGCUGCUGUUCAACAAGUGCCACAAGCCCCUCGAGGAAGCUGGUGAUAAUAGUUAUAUAAUGAUGUAUGUAAUUCAAUUGAAAUUUGACUGAUGUCAUCCUGAUUCUGUGUCAGUGACACAGAAAUGUAAAGACAACUGUGCUUUGAGGCUGAGGCUCUAAUCGCUGGCUGAUUUCUUGUGGCUCCAUCAGUGCUGACUGCAUCAUCUGAAGUCCCAACCCUUGUUGCAAAAUUAUUCUGCGCUGUUUGUUCUUGUGGGUUUAGUUUGACUCAAGCUUACCCUAACGACUCUGUUUUUUGUUAAUGGGGGUUAUUUCGCCACUAAAAACCCUUCGAGAGUGAUAAGCAGUCCGCAUUGAAGGUCUAAUGUGUCACCAUAGCAUAUGAUGAGUUAAUAUGCAAUUGUCUAUGUCUCCUGUUACCACAUUG
Panicum hallii is the source of this 1842-nucleotide messenger RNA. RefSeq names its product protein APEM9. Lineage: Eukaryota; Viridiplantae; Streptophyta; Magnoliopsida; Poales; Poaceae. The transcript is spliced from 6 exons. The record is from RefSeq and is a predicted model, not a curated record. Bases 380 to 1459 code for a protein of 359 amino acids. Gene Ontology annotation, biological process: peroxisomal membrane transport.